AAUCUACGUCAUUUUUUUAGGAAAACAAAAACAACAGCAGUGAGUGCAGUAGAUACAGAAUAGCAGAUUUUACGUCCAUACUGUGUUUUAAUAGCUAUUGUUUUAGCAACUGUUUUCAUGUGAAAAAUGAAGCAGACGUUUCUGGCGUCCUCUUAUCGCAACAGCUAAAUUUGAAGCUUGUACGCAGUCCCAGAACUUUUUGCUGGUAGCAGCUGCCAUCAAGAAAUAAAGAUGUCCCAGCAAAGAGGAGUGAACAGUCUUCAGUUUAAUCAAGAUCAGAGUUGUUUCUGUUGUGCAAUGGAGACUGGUGUUCGCAUUUACAAUGUGGAGCCCCUUAUGGAAAAAGGACAUCUUGAUCACGAACAGGUUGGAAGCGUGGCUCUUUGCUCCAUGCUUCAUCGCUCAAACUUACUGGCUGUUGUUGGAGGAGGUGUCAACCCUAAAUUUUCAGAGAUCUCAGUGUUGAUCUGGGACGACGCACGGGAUUCAAGAGAUUCCAAGGACAAGUUGGUUUUGGAAUUCACUUUCACAAAGCCUGUGCUAGCUGUCCGCAUGAGACAUGACAAGAUCAUCAUUGUCUUGAAAAACAAAAUCUAUGUGUACAGUUUCCCUGACAACCCUGUGAAGUUGUUUGAAUUUGACACCAGAGAUAAUCCAAAAGGUUUGUGUGACCUAUGCCCUAGCCUUGAAAAGCAGUUGCUGGUUUUCCCUGGACACAAGUGUGGAAGUUUACAGCUAGUGGAUCUAUCCAAUACCAAACCAGGAACAUCCUCUGCACCUUUUACCAUCAAUGCCCACCAGAGUGAGAUUGCCUGCUUGGCACUUAAUCAGCCUGGCAGCGUGGCUGCGUCUGCCUCCCGUAAGGGCACUCUGAUCCGCCUCUUCGACACCACCACCCGGGACAAGCUAGUAGAACUACGAAGAGGGACAGACCCUGCCACACUCUAUUGCAUCAACUUCAGUCAUGAUUCUUCGUUCCUCUGUGCCUCCAGUGACAAGGGAACUGUGCACAUUUUUGCUCUUAAAGACACAAAACUCAACCGCCGGUCUGCGCUUGCGCGUGUGGGUAAGGUUGGCCCUGUGAUUGGUCAGUAUGUUGACAGCCAGUGGUCUCUAGCCAGCUUCACUGUGCCAGCUGAAUGUGCCUGCAUCUGUGCUUUUGGGAAGAACACGUCCAAGAAUGUGAACUCUGUGAUUGCGAUAUGUGUCGAUGGGACAUUCCACAAGUAUGUCUUCACCCCGGAUGGAAACUGUAAUCGGGAAGCUUUUGAUGUUUACCUUGACAUCUGUGAUGACGAUGACUUCUGAAAUGUAAAACUUGUUUGAAUUGAUGUAAAUGAUGACAAUGACUGCUUCAUGGAACAGUUUUAUCAGUGCAAACAAACAUUAUAUUUACAAAGCUGCAAAAUUUGAAGCGAUGCCUGGAAAAAAGAAGGUUUUGUAUGUGUUAUGUGUCGAUAUAUGUUUGUAAACACAUGUAUAUAGCCACAGACUGGAUAUCAAAUAAAAGUGCUUAAAACAA
This is a messenger RNA of Clupea harengus (Atlantic herring), 1522 nucleotides long. RefSeq names its product WD repeat domain 45 (gene wdr45). Lineage: Eukaryota; Metazoa; Chordata; Actinopteri; Clupeiformes; Clupeidae. Gene Ontology annotation, molecular function: protein binding. The record is from RefSeq and is a predicted model, not a curated record.